Molecule: messenger RNA, 1263 nt
Organism: Nymphaea colorata (pocket water lily)
Lineage: Eukaryota; Viridiplantae; Streptophyta; Magnoliopsida; Nymphaeales; Nymphaeaceae
Product: probable ribose-5-phosphate isomerase 4, chloroplastic
Exons: 9
Coding region: 82-948 (288 amino acids)
Biological process (GO): pentose-phosphate shunt, non-oxidative branch
Molecular function (GO): ribose-5-phosphate isomerase activity
Source: RefSeq, a predicted model, not a curated record
UGCAUGUGCUCCACUUUGCAUGGUUCAAAGUUCCUUAUCACAAGCGACGGGUAAAGGGGCCACGGCGGGACGGAGAAACCAAUGGCCUCUACUCUACUGCGAGUCUCGCUAUCCAUUCACGUCCAGGGGACGAGCAAUUCAUGCCGGAAAAGUUUCAAGGGAACUAGGACAAACUAUUCGAUGGUUUCAGCAUGCAUGUCCGAUGAUCCCCACGUGCUGGAAGCGGCCAAACAUGCCGUGAAUACUUAUGUAAAAAGUGGAAUGGUGGUGGGAUUAGGAACCGGCCGUGCUUCCACAUUGAUCAUAAAAGAAUUGGGUCAGCAGCUUAAAGUUGGAAAUUUGAAGGACAUAGUGGGAGUUCCAAUGUCUACCUCCGGUGCAACUGAAGCAGCAAAAGCAGGAGUCCCUUUGGACAACAACAUUCAUACAACAGAUUUUGCGUUUGAUGAUGCAGAUGCAAUAGAAGAAGGAACAGUUGCUGCUGUCAUUGGACGUAGAAAACUACAGGAGUCUGAAUCUAUUAUACUGGAGAAGUCUAUAUUGAAGGCAACAGAUAACCUGGUAUUGAUCAUCAAUAAACAAAAGUAUGUUGGGAAGCUUGAUGGCUCCAUUCCUGUUUUAGUUCGCACUGCUGGGUGGAUGGAAACUGCAGAACAGAUUGAUGAUACGUUCUUAGGAGAUGCAGAGGUCUGGAGAAGAUCGUCUUAUGGACAUGCUGGACCAUUAGGAGGGGACUUCCCCUUGGUAACAAAAGAAGGACACAAUAUUCUUGAUGUCAUAUUCACAUCCCCCAUCAUGGACCUAGCAAAAGUAGCGAAAAGCCUGGAGAAGAUAGAUGGGGUUGUGGACCAUGGGAUUAUAUAUGGGAUUCCCUGCCGUGCUGUAAUAGCUUCUAGACAGGGACUGGAAACUGUUACAAAUUUGGCAAGGAAUGCCGUGAGGUCAUAGAUCUGAUAUCCAUUUGCUGGUUGGUCAACUGUGAGUUCACAAUGUUUCUAGGAACUGCUGAUAUAAGAAUGUGUUCAUUUCUUGCACAUUGGUAUUGCAUUAUGAGAUAACAUCAGAAGCUUUUCUCUGCAAGAUAGUUUGUUACUUUAUAUGCAUUAGAGAGGCAAGUCACCAUAUGAUGACCAUGAAAGCUCUGUACUAUUUAUGUUUUUUCUUCUUUUUUUUUUCUUAAACACUUUUUGUGCACUUGAAAUUCCAGUGUACUCACCUUUGUUUUGUAUAUAUUUCUUGAUUGAUUGACUAUGCCAAAGAAGA